This is a messenger RNA of Trematosphaeria pertusa, 894 nucleotides long. RefSeq names its product alpha/beta-hydrolase. The transcript has a single exon. Gene Ontology annotation, molecular function: hydrolase activity. Bases 1 to 894 code for a protein of 297 amino acids. The record is from RefSeq and is a predicted model, not a curated record. NCBI's taxonomy places the organism in Eukaryota, Fungi, Ascomycota, Dothideomycetes, Pleosporales, Trematosphaeriaceae.
AUGUUGGCGGCGCCCUUCACCUUCUUACCGCUCCGUCGCGACCGGCUUUUGGGCGAAUCCGCCUACAAUGCUACGGCGCAGAAGCUCCGGAUCCCUUCGCGGGACAAGAACCGCAAAAUAGUGGCGUACCUUCACGUUCCGCCCUCGUCAUCAUCAGCAUCUGCACUAGCUUUAGCAAAGCCCAUCGUGGUAAAUUGGCACGGCAGCGGCUUCAUCAUGCCCCUACUAGGGAGCGACUCCCUGUAUUGCGCGCAGAUUGCGAAAGAAGCUGGAGUCUUUGUUCUGGACUGCGAUUACCGGAAAGCGCCGGAGCAUCCCUUCCCGGCUGCACCGGAAGACGUGGAAGACGUGUUGAAAUGGGUGGCCUCUCAAUCGGACCGCUUCGACACGACGCGCGUCGCGGUUUCGGGAUUCAGCGCAGGCGCGAACCUUGCGCUGGUCGCGGCAUCGGUACUCCGGAAAACGGUGGAAGUCACCAUCAAAACGGCAAUUGCCAUCUACCCCGUCACAGACAUCAGUCUCGCGCCCGAGUCGAAGAAGGUGCCGGCUCCGAUCAAGCCAAUCUCGCCGAGCAUGGCGCGACUCUUCAACAACUGCUACGUCCCCGACCCGGCGAUGCGGACGGAUCCUAGGGUCUCCCCGUCUUAUGCGAAGUUGGAGGAUUUUGCGCCCACGGUGGUGAUGAUCACGUGCGAGGGCGAUACGUUGUCGCCCGAGGCGGAUUCGCUGGCGGAGAAGCUGGAUGAUGGACAGAGAAAGGUGGCGCAUUUGAGGUUGAAGGGUGUGCAUCACGGUUUUGAUAAGGGGCCCAAGGAAGGGAGUAAAGAAUGGGAGAGGAGAGAGGAGGCGUAUAAGCUGGUUGUAAAGAUGGUGAGGGAGAGUUUGGGAGCGUGA